Strongylocentrotus purpuratus (purple sea urchin) is the source of this 501-nucleotide messenger RNA. RefSeq lists its product as uncharacterized. Bases 196 to 501 code for a protein of 101 amino acids. The transcript has 2 exons. The record is from RefSeq and is a predicted model, not a curated record. Lineage: Eukaryota; Metazoa; Echinodermata; Echinoidea; Camarodonta; Strongylocentrotidae.
UGACAGGAGGAAGUUCAAGAACUACACCAGGGUGUCCCCAGAGAUGUUUGAUGACCUGUUGGUCAGGCUUACACCCCACUUGCAGAGAAAGGACACCCACAUCAGGAAGGCCAUUCCCCUGGUCUCAAGUUGUCCGUCUUCCUGCGCCAUCUCGCCAAUGGGGCCACCUAUGCCGAGCUGUCUUUCAACUUCCGAAUGGGCAAGGAAACCAUCCAGAAGUUUGUCCCUGAUGUAGCCAGAGCGGUAGUGGAUGAGUAUGCUGCAGAAGUCACCUCCCUCCCCACAACCAAUGAAGGCUGGCUUGAGGUUGCAGGUGAUUUUGAAGCCAGAUGGAAUCUUCCUCACUGUCUUGGAGGCUAUGAUGGAAAGCACAUCCGUCUCCAGAAGCCCAACAAAUCAGGCAGCCUUUACUUCAACUACAAGCAGUUCUUCUCGGUUGUCCUGAUGGCUCUGGUAGAUUCAAAGUACCAGUUCCUGUGGAUUGCUUCCUUGGCCAGAUGA